CUUUUUUGGCUACCUUGUUCUACAGCUAGAGUUGAGAUGGAUUCUGAGGUGUUGUAAGCCGGAUUUAGCCAAGGCUACGAAACCUCCAGAUAAUACCCUCGCACGCGACACCAUCACAGCACCCAUGUGCUCGCUCCUCCUUCGAACACAGAUGAGGUCACGUUUCCCGACGUCUCUCGCCGUGCAUGGCCUUCUCAGCGACGGUACAAAAAUUCGUCACUGAAGACGUGUCCACCUCCCGUUCAUUCAAGUUAACUUCGAUCAUCUCAAAAGCAACAUGCCGCGUUCCAGGUUCCCAGCGCCAUUCGCGGUGAUACAGCUGUUACUUCGUAUCAUCUCACUCGCACUCAGCAUCGCUACGCUUAUCGCUGCGGCUUAUACCUCUGUCAAGUAUGGAUACGGCAAGGCGAUGGUCGGCGCCUUCAUUGCGGCCGUGUGGACUAUGAUGGUAGAUACUGCAGAGAUCGCCGGCCUCGCUGACCGCACGCGACGGGUCCGCCGGUGCACCGAGGGCUCCCUGGGAUGCCUGGAUUGCCUCACGAUGCUCAUCAAUGCGAUCCUCCCGGUGGUCAACUUACUGGCUGUCACUGGCCUGUCAUGGGAAUGUGGAGGCCGACCACAGGAUCAGUGCGAUGAGGAAGAGCGGUUCCGAUCCGAGGCCCUCAGUGCUGCGUUCGUGACGUGGAUCCUACCGGUUGUUGUUGCGUGA
Molecule: messenger RNA, 709 nt
Organism: Diaporthe batatas
Lineage: Eukaryota; Fungi; Ascomycota; Sordariomycetes; Diaporthales; Diaporthaceae
Exons: 2
Coding region: 278-709 (143 amino acids)
Source: RefSeq, a predicted model, not a curated record